UUAUGUGUGGUCGUCAAUGGUGUUGGUAAAUAUAUUUGACGAUAAUACUAUCAGUAAAUGAAAUGAGUCAUUACCGACGGUAUGUGAUUCGUGUUUAUGAAAUCAGAAAUUCGGUUUCCCUUUUCCCCAAUUUCAUUUUCUCGAAAACCCUUCAUCCCCAAUGUCCCAUACUUCUCUUCUUCCCAAUCUCGGCCUCCCUUUGGCUCACCGGUCCUUCCUUUGCCCCAACCACCAUUGCCAUUCGGUCUACCCCAACCUCAAUUACUGUUGAAGUCUGCCAUUCCCCAACCUCCAUGGCUAUUCGACCCUUACUUUUCCCCUUUAUUCAUUACGCGCCAAUCGUGGAAUGUCGGUGUCAUGAGCAAAGUGGUUGACGUGACGGUCAUUGGUUUUGCUGCAUGACAAGGCUACCAUUAUCGCAUGGGAGGCUAUUUUCAUGGUCUACCGUGGAGGAUUUUUUGUAGCAAUGUUUAGACCAGAGCAAUCUGUUGGAAUUUAUUUCUCUGACAAUGAAGGCGUCAUGGAGUUUGAACCACGAUUUGUUAAAUUGGGACAGUGUGUUACAUACUUCAUAGUUAGAUAUGUUGCUGGCACCAUGUUGUUUAUUGUUUUUUUGGUAUACAAAUGGAGAAGAAGACAUUCGUCAGUAUACGAAAAUAUUGAAAAUUAUUUAGAGCAAAAUAGCUUGAUGCCUAUUCGAUACUCAUACAAGGAGAUUAAGAAGAUGGCCAAAGGUUUCAAUGAAAAGUUGGGUGAAGGAGGUUAUGGCUCUGUAUUCAAGGGGAAGUUGCGAAGUGGACCUUCUGUUGCCAUAAAAGUAUUACGAAAUUCAAAAGGUAAAGGAGAAGAUUUUAUCAGUGAAGUUGCAACAAUUGGAAGAAUACAUCACCAAAAUGUAGUGCAUUUAAUUGGAUAUUGUGCUGAGGGCUCAAAACGUGCACUUGUCUAUGACUUCAUGCUCAAUGGAUCUCUUGACAAAUUUAUAUUUUCUACAAAAGGGAAUGUACAUUUAACCUAUGACACAAUACAUGAUAUAGCAAUUGGAGUAGCACGUGGAAUUUCGUAUCUACAUCAUGGGUGUGAGAUGCAGAUUUUGCAUUUUGACAUCAAACCCCACAACAUCCUGCUUGAUGAAAAAUUCACUCCAAAGAUAUCUGAUUUUGGAUUGGCAAAACUAUAUUCAACAGAUAAAAGUGUUGUGAGUAUGACAGCAGCAAGAGGAACAAUUGGGUACAUGGCUCCAGAGUUGUUUUAUAAAAAUGUCGGAAGAAUAUCACAUAAGUCUGAUGUUUAUAGUUUUGGAAUGUUUUUGAUGGAAAUAGCAAGCAAGAGGAAAAACCUAAACCCCCAUGCUGAGCAUUCAAGCCAACUUUACUUUCCCUUUUGGAUUUAUGAUCAACUUGAUAAAGGGAAAGAUACAGAAAUGGAAGAUGUCACCGAGAAUGAGAACAAAAUUGUAAAAAAGAUGAUCAUAGUUUCACUUUGGUGUAUACAAUUGAAACCAAAUGAUCGCCCUUCCAUGAAUAAAGUUUUGGAAAUGCUUGAAGGAGACAUUGCAAACCUAAAAUUACCUCCAAAGCCUUCUCUGUAUCCACAUGAAACAUUGGAAGAUGAUGAAAGAAUAUCCUCUCACCAAACAACAUUGUCUGACUUUGUUGGUUCUUCAAGUUAUUAAGUGAAGAUGGUCUCAAAUUAAUGUUCCCCUAGAUGAAAGUAUUUGAUAGUCUAAAUUAUUUAUUCUCAUCCAACUUAUUUGAGUUGAACAUUUUUCCUCUGUAAUAUUUACAUUGUGUGACUUAUUUUUAUACUUCAUACUUUAAAUAUUAUG
This is a messenger RNA of Vigna radiata var. radiata (mung bean), 1828 nucleotides long. Its product is annotated as rust resistance kinase Lr10. NCBI's taxonomy places the organism in Eukaryota, Viridiplantae, Streptophyta, Magnoliopsida, Fabales, Fabaceae. Bases 437 to 1675 code for a protein of 412 amino acids. Gene Ontology annotation, biological process: protein phosphorylation. The record is from RefSeq and is a predicted model, not a curated record. Gene Ontology annotation, molecular function: protein kinase activity; ATP binding. The transcript is spliced from 2 exons.